Molecule: messenger RNA, 474 nt
Organism: Aspergillus puulaauensis
Lineage: Eukaryota; Fungi; Ascomycota; Eurotiomycetes; Eurotiales; Aspergillaceae
Exons: 2
Coding region: 1-474 (157 amino acids)
Source: RefSeq, a predicted model, not a curated record
AUGAAGGCCUCUUUCGCUGCUAUCGCUCUCUCUCUCGGCGCUGCCCUUGCUGCCCCCUCCACCGAGUCCAUCAAGAGGCAACAAGACUCUCACCCCGUCAGCGUCAGCAGCAUCUCCCUGCGACGGCUGGAUGAGGGCAACCGCAUUGUCUUCCUCUCCUCAAUCACCCGCCACGACAAGUCCGGUGCCCCUCUGGAAUCGACCAACUGCCAGACCCAGUGGAACCCCGAGGUGCCUGCCGGCCCGGAGAACCCCGUCCAGUGCGCUGACCCGGCGUUCAACUUCUACUUCCCCAACGGGGUCAAGUCUCUGGAGAACUACGACAUCGUCGUCAACGGCCCUGAUGGCAAGUCUUCUGGUACGAUCGAGAAGGGCCCUAGGUACCAGUGCGGCCCAUACGACGGAACCAUUGCAGGAAUUGAGUAUGAGUGCAAGAUUACCCAGGGCGCCGAGUUCUUCCUCACUCUGGAGUAG